This is a messenger RNA of Penicillium brevicompactum, 465 nucleotides long. RefSeq names its product mitochondrial inner membrane translocase subunit. Gene Ontology annotation, molecular function: transmembrane protein transporter activity. The transcript has 3 exons. Gene Ontology annotation, biological process: protein import into mitochondrial matrix. Bases 1 to 465 code for a protein of 154 amino acids. The record is from RefSeq and is a predicted model, not a curated record. Gene Ontology annotation, cellular component: TIM23 mitochondrial import inner membrane translocase complex; mitochondrial inner membrane. Lineage: Eukaryota; Fungi; Ascomycota; Eurotiomycetes; Eurotiales; Aspergillaceae.
AUGGAUCACACGCGCGAUCCCUGCCCAUGGGUUGCCCUGAGCGACUUCGGAGGUGCCUUCUGCAUGGGUGCCAUCGGUGGUUCCGUCUGGCACGGUAUCAAAGGUUUCCGCAAUAGCCCCUACGGCGAGCGCCGGAUAGGUGCGCUUACUGCCAUCAAGGCGCGCGCUCCCGUUCUCGGUGGUAACUUCGGUGUUUGGGGAGGUCUUUUCAGCACAUACGACUGCGCCAUCAAGGGCAUGCGCAAGAAGGAAGAUCCAUGGAACGCUAUCAUCGCUGGUUUCUUCACCGGUGGUUCCCUCGCCGUCCGUGGUGGUGUUAAAGCUGCCCGAAACUCCGCGAUCAUGUGUGCUGUCUUCCUUGCUGUCAUCGAGGGUGUUGGUAUUGGAUUCCAGCGCAUGAUGGCCGAUAACACAAAGCUCGAGCUCCCUCCCCCUCCUCCCUCCGACCAGAAGGCCCUCGCUUAA